AUGGUUAAAGCAGUUGCUACCGUCCGAGGUGACUCCAAGGUCUCCGGUACCGUCACUCUCGAGCAAGCUGACGAGUCUUCCCCAACCAUCAUCUCAUGGAACAUCUCUGGAAACGACGCAAACGCUGAGCGUGGCAUGCACAUUCAUCAAUUCGGUGACAACACUAACGGUUGCACAUCUGCCGGUCCUCAUUUCAACCCACACGGUCAAACCCAUGGUGCUCCUACCGAUGAGGUCCGCCAUGUAGGUGACCUCGGAAACUUCAAGACUGAUGCUCAAGGAAAUGCCACUGGUUCCGUUGAAGAUAGUCAGAUUAAGUUGAUUGGCCCAUUGAGUGUCAUUGGACGUACCGUUGUUGUCCACUCCGGAACUGAUGACCUCGGCAGAGGAGACACUGAAGAGUCCAAGAAGACCGGUAACGCCGGAACCAGACCAGCUUGUGGUGUUAUUGGUAUUGCUGCAUAA
Sclerotinia sclerotiorum 1980 UF-70 is the source of this 465-nucleotide messenger RNA. RefSeq names its product superoxide dismutase. Bases 1 to 465 code for a protein of 154 amino acids. The transcript has 5 exons. Gene Ontology annotation, biological process: removal of superoxide radicals. Gene Ontology annotation, molecular function: copper ion binding; superoxide dismutase activity. The record is from RefSeq and is a predicted model, not a curated record. NCBI's taxonomy places the organism in Eukaryota, Fungi, Ascomycota, Leotiomycetes, Helotiales, Sclerotiniaceae.